This is a messenger RNA of Microthlaspi erraticum, 714 nucleotides long. Lineage: Eukaryota; Viridiplantae; Streptophyta; Magnoliopsida; Brassicales; Brassicaceae. The record is from the annotation of a GenBank genome assembly.
AUGGCAGAUCUUACAACCAUGAAGCAUGAUGGCACAAGGUCUAUGCAUGAACAUUGCAUUGAAAUGAUUGACCUUGCGGCUAAGCUGAAGAAUUUGGGACUUAGUGUGGAUGAUUCUUUUCUUGUCCAGUUUAUCCUGAAUUCUUUGCCUCCUCAGUAUGGACCAUUUCAGAUCAAUUACAACGCCAUUGAUGAAAAAUGGACGUCUAAUGAAUUGACUAGUAAGUUGGUUCAAGAGGAGUCUAAGCUUGACCGUGAAGGCAUUAGGAUUGCCCAUCAUGUCCAAGAAGCUAAAUCUAAAACCGGAAAAAAUGGCAUUAAUAAUGAUGAAAUAAACUUAAUGGUUAAGAAUGAAGUUUGGGACAUUGUUCCAUUGCCUGAAGGACACAAAGCAGUUGGGUUACAAGAGGAACCAGCAUUAAGAAGACCAACUCGUGAGAGGAGAUCUGCUAUUUCUGAUGACUACAUGCUUUAUCUCAUAGAAUCUGGGGGAGGGAGCAUUAAAGACCCGGUUUCUUAUUCACAAGCCAUGACAGAUGUUAAUUCUGAUAAAUGGAUUGAUGCCAGUAAUGAUGAAAUAGACUCAAUGGUUAAGAAUGAAGUUUGGGACAUUGUUCCAUUGCCUGAAGGACACAAAGCAGUUGGGUGUAAGUGGAUCUUUAAGACCAAACUUGACUGUAAGGCAAUGUUGAACGAUAUAAAGCCAGACUUGUAG